GCCCUCCUAUGCACCUGCGCGCUGCGGUCGCGCCUGCGCAGAGCGACCGCGGCAGGCCGGGACCGGGGUGACCCUGAGGGCUGCGCAGCGCGCCGAGAUGCUGACCAGGUUCCUGGGCCCGCGCUACCGGGAGCUGGCGAGGAACUGGAUGCCCACGGUGGGCAUGUGGAGCGCGGUGGGUGCCGUGGGGCUGGUGUGGGCCACGGACUGGCGGCUGGUCCUGGACUGGGUGCCUUACAUCAACGGCAAGUUUAAGAAGGAGUAGCUGACCGCCUGCUGUGGUUCUGUUUGGUCUCUUGUGGAGACGGCUCCUCCCAUCUCAGCACCUGGAACAACUCACGCCAUCGGGACGGAUGUCUGGGAAACCCACAAGCUCCCUAAGACUGUUAUGUUUCUGAAAGUAACAUAGACGUGUGGAUGCAUACGGCAUUAAACCCCACUCUGAAACCUGC
This is a messenger RNA of Choloepus didactylus (southern two-toed sloth), 452 nucleotides long. Its product is annotated as cytochrome b-c1 complex subunit 10. Bases 98 to 265 code for a protein of 55 amino acids. Lineage: Eukaryota; Metazoa; Chordata; Mammalia; Pilosa; Megalonychidae. The transcript has 3 exons. Gene Ontology annotation, cellular component: mitochondrial inner membrane. The record is from RefSeq and is a predicted model, not a curated record. Gene Ontology annotation, biological process: mitochondrial electron transport, ubiquinol to cytochrome c.